Molecule: messenger RNA, 516 nt
Organism: Brettanomyces nanus
Lineage: Eukaryota; Fungi; Ascomycota; Pichiomycetes; Pichiales; Pichiaceae
Exons: 1
Coding region: 1-516 (171 amino acids)
Molecular function (GO): protein binding
Source: RefSeq, a predicted model, not a curated record
AUGGGUGAUAAAGAUAGAAAGCCGAUUGUCCGUGACGGAUGGGUGGCUGCGUGGGAUGCCAAAUACAGUGAGUGGUUCUAUGUGGAUAAGAAAACAGGCAAGUCGCAGUGGGAGGCUCCGGAUGGCACUAAACUCCCAGUUGCCACACCAGUUUCAGGUAAAAGCUCAAAGGAUGGCAAACAAGAAGAUGCACCCCCUCCUUAUUCUGAGGUUACUAAUCAGCAGCAACGGCUACAGCAACAGCCAUACAACUCACAACAGCAACAACCCUACCAAGCUUAUCAGUACCGCCAACAAUACCCUCAGCAGGGGGGUAAAAGUAGCAGUGGCAUGGGAGGUAUGGGUGCCAUGAUGGGUGGUGCUGCGUUAGGUACGGUAGGUGGCCUUAUGCUAGGAAGUGCUUUGUCUAGUCCUGGUUAUUAUGGUGCACCACCCCAGGAUUAUGGUGGAAACUACGAUGGUGGCUUUGGUGGUGGUGGUUUUGAUGGUGGCGGAUUUGAUGGAGGUUUCUUUUAA